Symbiodinium necroappetens is the source of this 1500-nucleotide messenger RNA. NCBI's taxonomy places the organism in Eukaryota, Dinophyceae, Suessiales, Symbiodiniaceae. The record is from the annotation of a GenBank genome assembly.
AUGGCCUCGAUCUCUAUCGAAGUCAGUCUACUCAGCGGCAGAACGGCAAAGAUCACCAGAGAAGCCCAGUGCUCAAUUGAGGAGAUCAAACAAGAGGCCCUGGACUCUUUGGAGAUGUGCGCUGGUGUGCUGCUGACAACUUCGGGCGAGAUGCUGUGCCAGGGGACCCUUGAGGAUGCCGGCUUGAAGGAUGGAGAUGUGGUCCUCCUGCAGCAGCGGCAGGUCGACCUCUUAGAUUCCUUGCAGCUUGACUGUCAGCUCAGCCAUCGCAGAGGAGCCUCCAUACAAGCCCCCGAACGGUUCGCGAUUCUGGACUUGGUGGCGCAAGGUGCGUACGGCCUGAUGUGCUCGGCUCGCGAUGAGAUCACGGAUGACAUGGUUGCCAUCAAGAAGACGCGAGCUUUCGAGUCGAACAGGGGGGCUUUAGAUUUUGAGCCUCUAUCCCACGCUCGGCAGGAACUCAAAGAGUUAAGGCUCUUGCGGCACUUCCGUCACGAGAACAUCCUUGAUGUGAGAUACGUUUUCUUUCCGGGUUCCAAGAUGGAAUUUCACGACCUCUACUCCGUCUCUGAGCUUAUGGAGACAGACUUGCAAGCAAUCCUCAAGAGCUCCCAGAGUCUCCUUGACCAGCAUUGCCAGUUCUUUUCCUACCAAAUUCUUCGGGGGCUGAAGUUCAUGCACUCUGCAGGUGUGCUUCAUCAAGACUUGAAGCCGCGACUGCUGCUGGUGAACCGCAACUGCGACUUGAAAAUCUCAGGCCUUUCCAUGGCCGCACUGGAUCUUGGGGAGACGGGCGAAGGCUUCCCGCCCCGCGACGCAAAUCCUUAUGUCAACAAGGUGUGGUACCGAGCACCAGAGGCCCUUUGUGAUUGUACCGGAAGUGUAUAUGGGCCUGCCAUCGAUAUCUGGGGUGUCGGAGCGAUUCUUGGCGAGAUGUUCGCACGUCGGCCCGUUUUUCCAGGAAAGAACGUGCAGCACCAACUGAAGCUGAUUCUGGAGGGCUUGGGCCCUAGGAAGGAGGAGUCAUCUCUCAGCUGGAUCAAGAAACCAGAGAUUCGGAAGUUUGUCGACUCACUAACCCCAUCGGUGGACCGCAAGGCCUUCUGCGACGCCUUGGGUCCCAUCUCGCCUUCGGCGAUGGAGCUUUUGGAUGCUCUGCUGCAGUUUGAUCCUCAGCAGCGGAUCUCCGCCGAGCAAGCCUUGAACUGGAGCUACUUCGGGGAGUUUGCGGGCACGGAUCUGCGCUGUCCGGAGGAUGAACCUGUAUGCGCACCUCUCGAGUUGCGUGACUUCGAGUUCCUGAUACGAAAGAUCGACUUGCCGGCACUGCGGGAGGAGAUGUUCUUGGAAGCCCUUCACUACCACCCCGAGCUGAAGCAACGGUACCUGCGAGAGCAGUCGCUGAUGGGUACCAUGCACGAAAUCGGGAAGUACGAGCUGCUUACACUGGGUGAACGUUGGCCCGACUGUCUGGAUGCUGCGGACGAUGCUGUGGCAUGA